Galleria mellonella (greater wax moth) is the source of this 1101-nucleotide messenger RNA. RefSeq names its product cuticle protein 19-like. Gene Ontology annotation, cellular component: extracellular matrix. The coding region runs from base 102 to 629 and encodes 175 amino acids. The transcript has 5 exons. The record is from RefSeq and is a predicted model, not a curated record. Lineage: Eukaryota; Metazoa; Arthropoda; Insecta; Lepidoptera; Pyralidae.
GCAUAAUAACGUCGUAUAAAAGCGCCAGAUAUUUAACGAUUCGACAGACAAGUCCCAGUAUUAGUAGUGAAUACUGUGUUAAGCCUAGACACAAUAGGAAAAUGUUUGCCAAGGUAAUUCUUGCGUGCACAUUGAUAAGUAUAGCGUGUGGUGGUCUUAUUAGCCCGCAUGGCGCUAUCUCAUCGCAGAGUAUCGUUUUGGGUCCCUCCGCUUACGGGGCGCCUGCUUACGCCGCACCAUAUGCUGCAUCUGCAUACGCUGCGCCCGCGUUAGGGCUGGGAUUAGGUCGCAGCGCAUUACUGGCGCACGCGCCCGUUCUGAGAGCACCCAUUGCACACGCCGCCCCUGUUGAAGUUUAUUCGUAUCCUCGCUACACAUUCAACUACGGUGUGACAGAUGGCCAUACUGGUGACCAGAAGAGUCAGUGGGAGUCCCGUGACGGUGACGUUGUAAAAGGACAAUACUCGCUGGUCGAACCUGAUGGCACCGUCCGCACAGUCGACUAUUCCGCUGAUGAUCACAAUGGAUUCAAUGCUGUAGUAAACAGACAAGGUCCAGCGGGUCAUCCAGCUAUCGCUGCUCCAGUAGUUGCCGCACCAGCCAUUGGCCAUGGACAUAUUUUAGGCUAACUACAUACCUAAUGAAAAAUUCUAACACAAUACGACGAAACCUAUUUAUUAAAAUAAAUAAUAUAAGUUAGGACAGAAUAUGACAACGAGUGAUAGCAAUUAUUGUAAUCAAGUCGGGCCUUUGUAUGUUGCACCUUUGUGAAGAUAAGAAAAACCGAUAGUUCUAUGAAAUGAUUUAUUAGAGAAAUAAAAAUAGAUAUUUAGUACAUUUCAUAAAAUAAUUUCAACGUCUUCUAAAUUAAUUCACUUAUAAUUUUAAAUACAUAUAUUACUUGUAGCAUCUUCAUUGUAUCGUAACUAUUGUAUUGUGUUUUUUUUCUAAAUGUAAAUAUUUUCGUAACUGAACUUUGAUACGUAUUUUAUGAAAAGUAUUAUAAAGAAUGUAGCAACGUUGAAUUGUUGGAUCGUUUCAGUUUGUGACUGAUUGUGUAAAUAAUAAAAUGGCUUUUCAUUUAAUAAAUUAUUUUAUUUU